GCAGGAAAACCUGAUCAGAUCGCACGCGGCAGGAGUCGGCGCGCCCCUGACGCCGGAGCGGACGCGCAUGCUGAUGGCGCUGCGAUGCAACGUGCUAGCUAAAGGUUACAGCGGGGUGACCCUGAAGGUCAUCAGUCAGAUCGUGGAUGCGGUUAACGCUUCGUGCCUUCCCUGGGUGCCGGAGAAGGGCACGGUUGGAGCUAGCGGGGACCUGGCUCCUCUCGCCCACCUCGCCCUCGGCAUGAUGGGAGAGGGAAAGAUGUGGAGUCCCAAGUGUGGCUGGGGCGAUGCGAAAUACGUUGCAGACGAUCAUCGGUUCUGUAACCGCGUGCAGGACGCGUACACGCUGCGCUGCGUACCUCAGGUUCACGGCAUCGUCAACGAUACCGUAGACUUCGUGCGCGGUAUCAUUACGACGGAGAUCAACAGCGCUACGGACAACCCCAUGGUGUUUGCUGACCGUGGAGAGAUCAUAUCUGGCGGCAACUUCCACGGAGAGUAUCCAGCCAAGGCGCUCGAUUACCUCGCCAUCGGCAUACAUGAGAUAGCAAACAUGAGCGAGAGACGUAUAGAACGACUCGUCAACUCCGCGUACAGUGAGCUUCCGGGAUUCCUUGUGAAGAACGGAGGGCUUCAUAAUGGCUUCAUGGUUGCACACUGCACGGCAGCAUCGCUCGUUCGGAGAACAACGGCCUGUGUAUCGCCGUCGACUCGAUCGAACUCUCUGACGACGAGUGGCGGACAGGAGGACCACGUCUCGAUGGGCGGCUGGGCGGCGAGGAGGCGCUGA
This is a messenger RNA of Priapulus caudatus, 790 nucleotides long. Its product is annotated as histidine ammonia-lyase-like. The record is from RefSeq and is a predicted model, not a curated record. Gene Ontology annotation, biological process: L-histidine catabolic process. Gene Ontology annotation, molecular function: histidine ammonia-lyase activity. Lineage: Eukaryota; Metazoa; Priapulida; Priapulimorpha; Priapulimorphida; Priapulidae.